AUGAGUGCUCGCAACCCACCCAGACUUGUGAACUUGGCAGCAAUGAGCCUGUUGAGAGAUGAGGCCUUGGCCAUCUGCUCUUUGGAGUAUCUGCCCAUGGAGCUCUACCCACCGCUAUUCAUGGCCGCCUUCUCUCUCAGACGCAGUGAGACUCUGAUGGCCAUGGUGCAAGCCUGGCCCUUUGCCCGCCUGCCUCUAGGGGGGCUGAUGAAGAAGCUGCACCAAGAAACCUUAGAAGCAGUGCUGGAUGGACUUGAUGUCCUGCUGGCCCAGGAGGUUCACCCCAGGAAGUGCAAACUGCGGGUGCUGGACUUGAGAAAUACUGGCCAGGACUUCUGGAACAUGUGGUCUGGAGACAAGUCCCAUGUGUCCUCAAGUUCACUGAUGGCAUCAGUGGCUAAGAACAUGUCAAGGACAAAGCACUCCUUGGCUCCCUUGGAGAUGUACGUAGAUCUUUGUCUCAAGGAAAAGGCCUGGAGCAAAUGUAUCACCUACCUCUUCUCAUGGGUGGAGCAGCGGAAAGGCUCCAUACACUUAUGCUGUAAGAAGAUGAAAAUUGUUUCAAGAUCCAAAGAAACUAUUAAGAAAGUUUUCCGAAUAGUGAAGCUGGACUAUAUCCAGGAGGUGGAACUGAAUUUCACCCAGAAGCUGUCCACCCUGGCCAAGUUUGCUCCUCUCCUGGGCAAGAUGAGCAAUGUUCAGAGACUCCUCUCCCCCAUUCAUAGGUCUGCUGUUGAGGAACAGGACCAUCAGGCUCUUCUGCAAUUUACCUUUCAGACCCUCAGGCUGCAAUACCUCUGGGAUAUCUGUAUGAAAGCUCCAUCUUUCCUCGAAGGCCGCCUGAACCGGAUUCUCAGAUGCCUGAAGACCCUCUUGGACAACAUCUCUAUGACCAGCUGA
This is a messenger RNA of Capra hircus (goat), 900 nucleotides long. RefSeq names its product PRAME family member 8-like. Lineage: Eukaryota; Metazoa; Chordata; Mammalia; Artiodactyla; Bovidae. Bases 1 to 900 code for a protein of 299 amino acids. The transcript has 3 exons. The record is from RefSeq and is a predicted model, not a curated record. Gene Ontology annotation, cellular component: cytoplasm.